This is a messenger RNA of Brassica oleracea var. oleracea, 2311 nucleotides long. Its product is annotated as HIPL1 protein. Lineage: Eukaryota; Viridiplantae; Streptophyta; Magnoliopsida; Brassicales; Brassicaceae. The transcript is spliced from 6 exons. The record is from RefSeq and is a predicted model, not a curated record. Bases 1 to 2070 code for a protein of 689 amino acids.
AUGAUGAUGCUUCAUCGAUCUCUUGUGAUCUUCUUCUUGUUCAUCUCAUGUUUGACUCUUUCUUCAUCGGCUCUUCCUCUUUGUUCUGAUUCAAGAGCUCCCUUAGAGAGGAAUUCAACAUUGAGCUUUUGUCCUUACAAAGGCAAAACAUGCUGCGAUACAAAGGAAGAUUCAAAUCUGAACAAGCAGUUUCAAUCUAUGAACAUUUCAGACAAGGCUUGUGCUUCUGUUGUAAAGUCAAUCCUUUGUUCUAGAUGUGAUCCUUUUUCAUCAGAGUUAUUCAGAGACCAUUCAGAUCAGCUAUCUGUUCCAAUCCUCUGCAGCAAUACCAGUUCAGCUAAUUCCACAAAUGACUUCUGCUCUGAAACAUGGGAGACAUGUCGAAACAUCUCCAUAUCAGGCUCUCUUUUCGCUCCCUCGUUACAAGGCCAAGCUGGAGCGCCAAUGAACACCAACGCCUCCAAGCUUUCUGAUCUAUGGCAGUCCAAAACCGAUUUCUGCAGCGCAUUUGCUAGCUCCAAUGAAACCAUUUGCUUCAGCGGCGAGCCAGUUACUCUUAAUGACACUACUCCUGACAAGCCACCUCCUGGUCUAUGCCUUGAGAAAAUCGGAAAUGGAUCUUACCUCAACAUGGUUCCUCACCCUGAUGGCUCAAACCGCGCCUUCUUCUCUACACAACCUGGAGUAGUGUUCUUGGCUGGUUUACCGGAUCAGGACUCGGGUGGGGUGUUGGAUGUGGAUCCAUCUAGUCCCUUUGUUGAUUUGACUGAUGAAGUUCAUUUUGAUACUGCUUUUGGAAUGAUGGGUAUGGCUUUUCAUCCCAAGUUUGCUCAGAACGGGCGGUUUUUCGCUUCUUUCAACUGUGAUAAGUCCAAGUGGCCAGGCUGUACUGGAAGAUGCUCUUGUAACUCUGAUGUGAACUGUGAUCCUUCCAAGAUAACUCCUGAUAGUGGAUCUCAACCAUGCCAGUUCCAAACUGUAAUAGCUGAAUACUCAGCCAAUGGUACCUCUUCAGACCCUUCUAAGGCCAAGAACGCUAAGCCAACAGAAGUGAGGAGGAUAUUCACAAUGGGACUUCCUUUCACAUCACACCAUGCUGGACAGAUUCUCUUUGGUCCUUCAGAUGGGUACUUAUACUUUAUGAUGGGAGAUGGAGGUGGAGGAGCAGACCCUUAUAACUUCUCACAGAACAAGAAGUCUUUGCUAGGGAAGAUCAUGAGGCUUGAUGUGGAUAACAUUCCUAGCGCUUCUGAUAUCUCUAAAAGGGGUCUGUGGGGAAACUACUCUAUCCCUAAAGACAACCCUUUCCGUGAAGACAAAGAGCUUGAACCUGAGAUAUGGGCUGUUGGAUUGAGAAACCCUUGGAGAUGCAGCUUUGAUUCUUCUAGGCCUUCCUACUUCAUGUGUGCUGAUGUUGGACAGGACACAUAUGAAGAGGUUGAUCUUAUUACCAAAGGAGGAAACUACGGUUGGCGUGUGUAUGAAGGCCCUGAGCUUUUCCAACCUGAGUCAUCUCCUGGUGGAAACACAUCUGCUAAAUCAAUAAACACUAUAUUUCCUGUGAUGGGUUACAACCAUUCUGAAGUUGACUCAAGUGGAAAAUCAGCUUCAAUCACUGGAGGAUACUUUUAUAGAUCAGAGACAGAUCCUUGCAUAGAUGGAAUGUACUUGUAUGCUGAUCUUUAUGGAAAUGGAGUGUGGGCAGGGAUUGAUACGCCUGCUAAUAGCGGGAACUUUGUGUCCCACAGAAUAACCUUCAGCUGCGCCAGUGACUCACCAAUGAAAUGUGAUUAUUCUCCGGGGACUUCAGGGUUGUCUUUAGGAUAUAUCUUCUCAUUUGGUGAGGACAACAACAAAGACAUCUACUUGCUCACAAGCAAUGGUGUCUAUAGAGUGGUUAGGCCAAGCCGCUGCAACUUCACUUGCUCCAAGGAGAACUCCACUGCGGCUAGAAGAAACCCUGGUCCCUCGGUUUCUCCUUCUUCAUCGUCUUCUUGUUAUAUGCAUAUGAAUGGUUUCCAUGGAAUCUUGGUGUCUUUGUCUUUGAUUCUACUGGCUUUGUUAGUGUAAGUGUACGUGGAGAAGGUCAAUCUUUUUUUUUCAUAUGUUUUAAAGAAUAUUUGUGAGUUCUGUUAUUCAAUUUGUAUGAUCAGGAUGUUCUGAGAGACUGCACACAUACAUGUAUCGUAAAUGAGACAGGUUGAAGAGAUUUUUACAAAUGUAUGUUAUUUGACAUUGUGAAUGUUGUUAAUCUCAGUGUACAAUUAACUCUUUUCCAACGUUGUAGCUAUGGAGAAUCCUUAUAAAGGCC